Solanum stenotomum is the source of this 1720-nucleotide messenger RNA. Its product is annotated as calcium and calcium/calmodulin-dependent serine/threonine-protein kinase-like. Gene Ontology annotation, biological process: protein autophosphorylation; peptidyl-serine phosphorylation; intracellular signal transduction. Gene Ontology annotation, molecular function: calcium-dependent protein serine/threonine kinase activity; calcium ion binding; calmodulin binding. Gene Ontology annotation, cellular component: nucleus; cytoplasm. NCBI's taxonomy places the organism in Eukaryota, Viridiplantae, Streptophyta, Magnoliopsida, Solanales, Solanaceae. The record is from RefSeq and is a predicted model, not a curated record. The transcript is spliced from 8 exons. Bases 9 to 1556 code for a protein of 515 amino acids.
UUGAAAAAAUGGGAGAAAAGGAUAUUGUAAUACGAACAAGUUUAAGUGAUGAAUACGAAGUGAGAGAUAUUUUAGGACGAGGAGGAUUUUCAGUAGUAAGGAGAGGAAAAAAUAGAAGAACAAAUGAAGUUGUUGCAAUCAAGACUCUCCGGCGGUACGGGCCAGUACCGCCGGAGAAGAAAGAAAAUAAUAAUAAGUCGUCGUCAAGAGUAGUACCAGCUUUGAUAUGUGAAACUUUAUUGACAAAUGAAUUGUUAGUGAUGAGGAAGAUCGUUGAAGAUGUUUCUCCUCAUCCUAAUGUUAUUCAUUUGUACGAUGUUUGUGACGAUUCUUUUGGUGUUCAUCUUAUAUUGGAACUUUGUUCUGGUGGCGAGCUAUUUGAUCGGAUUGUUGGACAAGCAAGGUAUAAUGAGGCCGGGGCUGCUGCAGUGGUGAGACAAAUAGCUAAAGGACUUGAGGCGUUACAUGGGGCAAAUAUAGUUCAUAGGGAUUUGAAACCAGAAAACUGCUUAUUUUUAAACAAAGAUGAGAAUUCACCAUUAAAGAUUAUGGACUUUGGUCUUAGCUCUUUUGAGGAUUUUGCUAAUCCAGUGGUUGGUUUAUUUGGUUCAAUUGAUUAUGUUUCACCAGAAGCACUUUCAAGGGAUAAAAUCACUACUAAGACUGAUAUUUGGUCACUUGGUGUUAUUCUUUACAUUCUUCUUUCCGGGUACCCACCUUUCUUCGCGCCGUCCAAUCGUCAAAAGCAACAAAUGAUAUUAAAUGGACAAUUCAGCUUUGAUGAGAAAACAUGGAAGAAUAUAUCUUCAUCAGCAAAACAACUAAUUUCCAAUCUUUUAAAAGUUGAUCCCAACAUGAGGCCUACUGCUCAACAGAUAGUUGAAGAUGCAUGGGUGAGGGGAGAGUUAGCAAAGGAAGAAGAAAUGGACGCUGAAAUUGUUUCCCGUCUUCAAAGCUUCAACGCGCGGCGCAAGUUCCGUGCAGCAGCCAUGGCUAGUGUUCUCAGCAGUAGUUUUUCUUUGAGAAGUAAAAAAUUGAAGAAAUUAGUUGGUUCCUCAUAUGAUCUCAAGCCUGAAGAAUUAGAAAACUUGAGUCACAUUUUCAAGAAAAUAUGCAAAAAUGGAGAAAAUGCAACAUUGUUGGAGUUUGAAGAGGUGUUAAAAGCAAUGGAAAUGACAUCAUUAGUGGGAUUAGCAGAGAGGAUAUUUGAUCUAUUUGAUAACAAUCGUGAUGGAACGGUAGAUAUGAGAGAGAUAAUAGGUGGCUUCUCUAGUCUCAAGUAUUCACAAGGGGAUGAUGCACUUCGUCUUUGUUUUCAGAUGUAUGAUACUGAUCGAUCAGGCUGCAUUAGCAAGGAAGAAGUUGCAUCCAUGUUGAGAGCACUUCCUGAAGAUUGUCUUCCAAUGGAUAUAACAGAACCUGGAAAGCUUGAUGAGAUAUUUGAUUUAAUGGAUGCAAAUAGUGAUGGUAAAGUCACUUUUGAUGAGUUUAAAGCUGCUAUGCAAAGAGAUAGUUCACUUCAAGAUGUUGUACUCUCCUCACUUCGUCCUAAUUAAUUAUUACUAUAUUUUAAUUUGUACCACACUAAUUAUAUUUAUAAUCUCUAACUUUUCUUGUCAUUGAUUUUAUUAUCUUAAUCCUAUUAUCACUACGCAUAGAAAGAGCAUGAGUUAAUUGGGAAGCUUUAUCCUACAUAUAAAUAUAUUUUUCUUUUUCAUUA